Eufriesea mexicana is the source of this 838-nucleotide messenger RNA. RefSeq names its product Myb-interacting protein 40 (gene mip40). The transcript is spliced from 6 exons. The record is from RefSeq and is a predicted model, not a curated record. Gene Ontology annotation, cellular component: Myb complex; transcription repressor complex. NCBI's taxonomy places the organism in Eukaryota, Metazoa, Arthropoda, Insecta, Hymenoptera, Apidae. Gene Ontology annotation, biological process: negative regulation of transcription by RNA polymerase II. Bases 44 to 838 code for a protein of 264 amino acids.
CCUUUAUAUUGUACAACCUCACAACACCUACAUUUUUUAACAAAUGGGGAAGAAAAGAAAUAUUCCACCAACACCUAUACCGGUACCUAGUCGUGUAAAGGUAGAAAUAAAAGAUGAAUUAGGUGAUAGUGAUGUAUUGGUUGCAAGGGAUCGUUUAAAAGGAGCUCUCAGAGAAUUGUUGCAACACAGUGAUACAGGAUCAUCAGCAGAUUCAAGUGAAGAAAGUUCUACACAAGAUUAUAAACAUCAAAUGAAAAAGAUUGAUAACAUGUAUAGAACAAAAUCAAUGGGUUUUCAACAACCACGUAAAGUACGACGUCGUAGACAAGUGCAAAUGGAUACUGCAUUUCAUCACACUUAUGUAAUGAAGUUAUUUGAUAGAAGUGUUGAUUUAGCACAGUUUCAAGAAGAUACACCACUUUAUCCCAUAUGUAGAGCAUGGAUGGCAAAUCAACCAAGAAAUCCCAAUCUUGUUCCCAAGAUACGUAGUCCAAGUCCAGAAAUAGUAAAUGAAAUCAAUAUAAGUAAUAACAUAUUGGACAGUAAUGGAGAAGUUCGUGAUGUUUAUUAUUUACCACCUCCAUUACCUUGUGAAGAGGCUAUACCUAGGAAUCGUAUACCCUCACCAAUAAAUAGAGAUAAGGAAGAAUUGAAUUUAGAUUAUGAUGGUCAAACUCUAAAAUCACGAGAAACGUUGUUAAGAGAACAUCGAAUUCAUUGGAAUACUGUGCGUAAAAAGUGGCAUCAGCAGGCAUAUAAAAAUGAACAACGUUUUACGCAAAGUGGAAAUAUAUUAAACACUAUAUUUAAAAGGUACAUAAUAAAGAUAUUAAAAUGA